This is a messenger RNA of Pochonia chlamydosporia 170, 225 nucleotides long. RefSeq lists its product as hypothetical. The transcript has a single exon. The record is from RefSeq and is a predicted model, not a curated record. Lineage: Eukaryota; Fungi; Ascomycota; Sordariomycetes; Hypocreales; Clavicipitaceae. Bases 1 to 225 code for a protein of 74 amino acids.
AUGACAGAUAUCCACCAAGACGCUACGUUGUGCACACUGUCCGAGUCUUCUCAGUUGGCCGUGGAUGCAAUACCUGACCUGGCCCCGCGCAAAGGCUCGUACUCACUGGAAGAGAUGCAAUGCUCCGGAUUAGCUGCCCAGAUAGAGCAGGUGAGGGCGUCUUUGUAUUCAACUGAUCGCCUAUAUUUGCCAACUGAGAAGCAUGGUCGGGUCGAAUCCGAUUGA